Messenger RNA from Xenopus laevis (African clawed frog), 6948 nucleotides. RefSeq names its product histone-lysine N-methyltransferase NSD3-like (gene nsd3.S). The transcript has 23 exons. The record is from RefSeq and is a predicted model, not a curated record. Bases 668 to 4975 code for a protein of 1435 amino acids. NCBI's taxonomy places the organism in Eukaryota, Metazoa, Chordata, Amphibia, Anura, Pipidae.
CGAACAAACUUCUUUCUUGCUAAACUUUAUUGGCAAAGCAAAAGGAGCGCAGUCACUGAAACUACAAGUCCCAGUUCCCUGCGCGCCCUCCCGACCAAUCCGAGUUCAGGAGAAUUUAUUUUGGCGCUACAGGGCCGCGCGGGCGGCUUUUGUGGGACGAAGAAGCGGGUGGCGGUAACCCGCAGUCACAAACACAUUUUAUUUGGGGGAACAAAAUUAUCCAGACCAGAGCCCCGAUUCCCGCAGUGGAAAGCACCAACCCCCCGGAAAUACCUCCCCCCGGUGGCCUGAGACAAUACAACACCCGGAUAUCGAAUUAUUAGCGCCCCACAGUCAGGCCCUGGGGCCCCGUAACACUGACUGGCGCGUAGGGCCCCUCAGCAGCCGGAUAUUUUCCACCACCAGAGGAACAGAACAGCCCGGCAGCCAUUUUCUUUCUCGAAGCCCGAAAACCUCUGGAUAUUUCCCCCGCACGCCCGGAUUCCAGGUCCUGCAGGGGAGGGGCGCCGGAUAUUACGUCACACACCCGAUUUUUUUUGUAGGCACCCCUCCCCCCUCGUCUCACCCGCGGGUUCCUGUCGCUAAGGCCGAGACACCCUGAUCUAGAAUGGAACAAACUGAAGGCCCUAUGAGAGAAAGGGAAAGCUGAUGAUGCCUGAGCACGACAAUGGAUUUCUCCUUCUCUUUCAUGCAAGGGAUCAUGGGAAACACAAUCCAGCAACCACCUCAACUCAUCGACUCUGCCAACAACCGGCAGGAUGAUGCCAACAGCAGUGACCAGGCUGAUGAGGGUGGGGGCACACCCUACGAUUCUGGCCUGCAGCCAGACUUCCAGUACCCAACCCCCACCACUGAGGAUUUGCCUCCUCUUACUAAUGGCUACCAGCCUUCACUGGGAUAUGAGCCACAAGGCAAAUACCAGACAUAUUCUCAAUAUCCCAAUGGCUCAGCCAAUGGAUACAGUACCAGGAACUAUACUGCUCUGGAGUAUUAUCAUCUGGAGACUGCAGCUUUACGGCCUAUUGAAGGGAUGAGUAAAGCAUCUCCUCCUCAGCCCACUUCCCCUCCCAAGCUUCUCCAAGCUCCCCCAUCUUCCACUACCACCCCUCAGAAGAAGACAGGCUCCCCUGAAAUUAAGUUGCGAAUCACUAAGACUAUUCAAAAUGGUCGUGAGAUGUUUGAGUCUUCACUGUGUGGAGAACUCCUUCAUGAAUUUCAGGCUAGUGAGAUGACCAGGAAGAAACAUGAACGGAGGAAAGAAAGGCGGGAGAAAAGAAAAAAGACCCGGCAUCAUCAUCACCAUCACCACCAUCAUCACCACCACAGCGAAGAGGUGAAGUCCGAAGAGCAACAGCCAACCAAGAUAAAGAAACUGGAGCCUCCUCCAGAGGAGGAGCAUGUACAGAAGCACUUACCAGUUUCCCCACUCUCCCCUGAGGUCAGAACUGGUGUUUGGUUCCAUGUGGGAGACUUAGUUUGGUCUAAAGUGGGGACGUUUCCUUGGUGGCCCUGUAUGGUGUCCUGUGACCCCCAGUUACAUGUCCACAGCAAGAUCAAUACAAGAGGUGCUCGGGAAUACCACAUGCAGUUUUUUAGUAGUGAGCCAGAGAGGGCCUGGGUACAUGAGAAGCGAAUGAGGGAAUACCGCGGUGAACAACAGUAUGAGCAACUAGCAGCAGAAGACUCUGCCAAAGCAUGCAACCAAUCAGAUAAGCUCAAGAUGAAGAAACCACGGCCCCAGCGAGAACGUGUGCAGUGGGAAAUAGGAAUUGCCCAUGCAGAAAAGGCUUUGCGGAUGACACGGGAGGAGAGGAUAGAGCAAUACACCUUCAUCUAUGUGGAUGAAGAAAAAAACCCUGAACCCAAAAAACCUGUAAAUGUGGGCAAAAAGAGUCGGCGGUCUACCUCCAGCAGUGAGCCUGAUUCGAACCGUCUGUCUGAAGUUUUACCCUCGCCUCCCCGUCAGCCUCCCCCGCCAUCUCCAAUCUCCCAUAAUAAUAAAGACUCUCCAGCUGAACACAGGAGGCAAAGUCAGAGGAAACAGCUGCACGAAGAGGAGCAUCCGAUGCCACCAGCAAAAACACCAUGGAAGACUGCAGCCGCUCGCAAGUCGCUUCCUGCUUCAGUGCUACUGCAUAGGGGUACGCUUGAUCUCCAGAAGUGCAACAUGUCCCCUGUGGUGAAAAUUGAGAAUGUCCUUGCUUUACAGAAUGCUACAUCUGAGGGAUUUGAACAGUUCAUAUACACAACAAAGGAAGUCGGUAACAAGACAGAAAUUACUGUCAAAGCCCCAGAAAAGGCGUUUGCACCCUCCCCCAACCAGAAGUCUGAGAAAUCCUCGGCACAGCACACGCCUGCUCCGGAAACAUCGGGGGCCACAGGACCUUCAGAGAAGAAGCAUCAGAGAAGGUCCAACCGGACUCGGUCGGAAUCUGAGAAAUCACUAGACUCCAUGCCAAAGAAGAAAGUCAAGAAGGAGCAGGCAGAAGACACCCCUCUUACUGCAGUUCAGACUGGGCUUCAAAAAGGAGCCAGUGAGAUUUCCGAUGCCUGCAAGCCUCUGAAGAAGAGGAGCCGUGCUUCUACUGACGUGGAGCUAGCAAACUCCUCCUACCGCGAUGCUUCAGACUCUGACUCCCGUGGCCUCAAUGACACACAGAUCGAGAAGCAGGUGGACAGUCCAUCAGCCGCAGCAGAUGCAGAUGCCUCAGAUGUGCAGUCUGUUGAUUCCAGUAUUUCACAGAGAUCGAGCAAGAGAGACUCUGUAUGCCAGAUCUGUGAAAGCUUUGGAGAGUCAUUGGUGUUAUGCGAUGGGGAGUGUUCUCGCUUAUUCCAUUAUGAGUGCUUAGGGAUGGAUGUGCUACCAGAUGGGAAGUUUAUAUGUAUGGAGUGUAAAACAGGCCUCCACACCUGCUUCUCCUGUAAGAUCCCUAGUACAAGUGUAAAGCGAUGUUCGGCUCCAUGCUGCGGAAAGUUUUACCAUGAAACCUGCGCCCGGCAGUACUCUGCCACCAUCUUUGAUUCUAAAGGCUUUUGCUGCCCACACCACUGUUGUAGCUCCUGCACUGCCGACAAGGACCCUUACAGAGCUAGCAAAGGCCGCAUGCUAUGCUGUGUACGGUGCCCGGUGGCAUACCAUAAUGGGGAUAGCUGCAUUGCUGCAGGCAGCCUCCAUCUUUCGUCAAACCUCAUUAUCUGCAGCAACCAUUCCAAGCGCAGUGGCCAUGCCUGUUCAGCUGUUAAUGUGGGCUUCUGCUUUGUGUGUGCCCGAGGGCUGAUAGUUCAGGAUUAUUCCCUGGUCAGUUCUAUGUCCUUUAAGUCCCACUUUCUACUGACUGACUCAAAGCGUGCAGAGUUGAUGAAAAUACCUAUGAUUCCUUCUUCCUCGCCAGCUUACAUAAAGAGAUCUGAGAAAGGAGGUGGCAAACUCCUGUGCUGUGACUCAUGUCCGGCUGCCUUCCACCCAUCCUGCCUCAACCUGGAGAUGCCUCAAGGCUCCUGGAGCUGCAAUGACUGCAGAAGUGGCAAGAAACUGCACUACAAGCAAAUUGUGUGGGUCAAGCUGGGCAACUACAGGUGGUGGCCUGCAGAGAUCUGCAACCCAAGGUCUGUUCCUUUUAAUAUCCAAGGCCUGAAGCACGACAUAGGAGACUUCCCCGUUUUCUUCUUUGGAUCACAUGAUUAUUACUGGGUGCAUCAGGGCCGUGUGUUCCCCUAUGUAGAAGGAGACAAGAGCUUUGCUGAGGGCCAGACCAGUAUUAAUAAGACCUUUAAGAAAGCUUUGGAAGAGGCAGCUAGGAGAUUCCAGGAGCUGAAAGCUCAGCGAGAAAGCAAGGAGGCCCUGGAGAUAGAGCAGAACUCCAGAAAACCACCGCCUUAUAAGCACAUUAAGUCCAAUAAACCUGUAGGGAAGGUCCAGAUCCAACUGGCGGAUGUGUCUGAAAUCCCCCGCUGUAACUGUCGCCCAACUGAUGAUAAUCCCUGUGGCCUGGACAGCCAGUGUCUGAACCGCAUGCUGCUGUACGAGUGUCACCCACAGAUCUGCCCGGCAGGUGAGCAUUGCCUCAACCAGAACUUCACCAAACGACUGUACCCAGAGGCGGAGAUCUUCUUCACAGAACGGAGGGGAUGGGGGCUCAGGACCAAGAGGAACAUCCGCAAGGGUGAGUUUGUGAAUGAAUACGUGGGGGAGCUGAUCGAUGAAGAAGAGUGUAGGCUGCGAAUGAAGCGUGCCCAUGAAAAUGGCACCACCAAUUUCUACUUACUCACUGUCACCAAGGAUCGCAUCAUAGAUGCUGGGCCCAAAGGCAACUAUUCUCGCUUCAUGAACCACAGCUGCAAUCCCAACUGUGAGACGCAGAAGUGGACAGUGAAUGGGGAUGUCAGAGUAGGGUUAUUCUCCCUGUGUGACAUACCUAAAGGGGCAGAGUUGACGUUUAAUUACAAUCUGGACUGUUUAGGGAAUGGUCGGAGGGAGUGUCAUUGUGGGGCUGAUAAUUGCAGCGGGUUUUUAGGAGUAAGGCCAAAGACAGCUUGUGCCACAGCGACAGAGGAAAGGUCGAAAAACGCUCGUCUAAAGGCAAAGAAGAGGAAACUAAAGACUGAGCAGAAGCAAAUGCAUGAAGAUUUCUGUUUCCGGUGUGGGGAUGGAGGCGAGCUGGUGAUGUGCGAUAAGAGAGACUGUCCAAAAGCUUAUCACCUCCUCUGCCUUAACUUGACUCAGCCUCCUUAUGGGAAAUGGGAUUGUCCGUGGCACCAGUGUGACAUUUGUGGAGCUGCUUCAUCAUUUUUCUGUGAUUUCUGUCCUACAUCCUUCUGCAGAGAGCAUGAAAAAGAGUCCCUGGCUUCUUCAGCCCUGGAUGGGAGACUCUGCUGCUCAGACCACGACCCUAGACGCCCUCUGGCCAAUGGGCACAGGAACAAGAUUAGAUGUAAAACAGAGAGCGAUGACUCCUUGUCCCCCCCACAGUUAUAAAGCAGGUGUGGCACCCACUUAACUCCGACAGAACAGACAAGAAAUCUCUCCCCGUCAACAUGAAGUGCACACAUUGUAUACGUUUGCAGCGGGAUUGGAUUGUCCAUGUCCUUUCUGUGUCUUCAAGUCGUCCUUAUUGGUUUUUAUUUUUUGGGUUUUUUUUGUUUUUUUUUUACUGGUAAGACAUUAUUCCUCUUUUUUUCCCAAGGUUGUGGUAAGCAGAUAUUGUAUUUAUUCUAUUUAUUCUUUUAUUAUUAUUCUUUUAUGGAUUAUAAAAAGAAAAAAAAAAUCAAGUCUGGCGCAGGUAACCAGUUUCUUGAAUUUAGUACCGAAGAAAAGACGGAGUGACGUUUGGUAAAUGUUUAUGGAACGAUAUUCCCGAAGCAAAUUUCAGUCUCCUCUUCAUAACUUCCAGAGUAUGCCUAAAAAAGUACUUGCAGGGGGAAUAAAAAGGCACUUAUUCCGCCGACGCUUCAAGAGCAUUCGUUGAAGGAUGUGUAUUUAUGUCAGCAGAUUUCAAGCCCCCACCAUGUUAUUUCCAUAAAGUUUUCUAGGAACAGAACAAGAGAAAGGGCAGCUGUUUAGCCCUGUGUCAGUUUCUGAAGGAUCAUAUGAAGACAUGAAACUAUAUUCCCUGUCACUCCUAAAUCAGAGAAGUGAAGUUGUACUACAGUGAAAUGGCAAUGUCCUGUCACUUUCAGCAUUCUCAUAAGAGGACAAAUGUGGAAAUCAUUCUCCAAAAUAAUAGAACCUGUUGCUUCUAGAGUACCAAUAAGCGACACAUAUUGGCUGUCUUUCAUCACAAAUUUACAUGCUGUACAUUCAAGUUUCAAUAUAAGUUCAGGUGCUUUCAGCCCAAGUUAUACAACCAUCAACAAGAUUAAUUCAUAAGAAAUGUCAACCUGUAAGGGGGUUAUUCACGAUUGUAGGUGCUUUUAUUAGUGUUAUCGGCACUUCACUCAUCAAAGCUGAUUGGUUGCUGUGAUUUUAGUUAUGUAUGUCCCGUUGCCCCGUAGUGUGCUCUCCUAUAUGCUUUGGCAAUAUACGUUAUUUGUGUUAUGUUGGUUUCAUGAUAUUAGCAGUUUUUACACUGCCCCCCUGCUGUUUUGUUUGGGUGGUUGGCCAGACAGAAUGGCAAAAGCAUCUUCUGACUCUUGCUCAGUAUAGUCGCUCCUAUCAUAAUGAGCCAUAGAACUGAGCAUUGAAACAACAGGAGGCACUUCCUGUAUCAGUGAUUUCAGUUUUUGAUUUUUUUUUUGUUAACCAGCCACCUGGAUGGAAGGGGGGGGGCACUCUUAUUUUACUUUUAAUCAUGAUAUUACCAGUGUAACUGCUAAUAUGAAAGAAGAAAUAAUAUCCAUAUGAAUGCUAAAAACAGCUAAUUUGGAUUAUUUUUGCACAGGAACAAGUGAGUCUGCCUCUAAAUGAUUUACUCAUUUCGGAUCCGGAUUUAAAGGGAUAAGGGGGGCAACCUGAAGACCAGAUUAGGUUCCACAGACCUACUUUACGAUUUCUGUGGCUUUUAACUGGCAUAUGUACAAUGGCAAUCACUGCUUAAAGGAGAAGUUCAGUAGUUUAUGAAAGAGUGGUGUUCUAAGACAACUUUGCAUUUGGUCUUCAGUGUUAUUAUCAGAUCUUGUAACCCAUAGCAGCCAAUAAUAUGUUGGUGAUUCUGAUUGGUUACUCUGUAGCACUUUUAUUUGAUGGGAAGAAGCAAAUUAUAGACUCAACCCUAACAAAGACCAGCUAUUAAGUUGCUCACAUGACUUAUUUGCAAGAUAGUAGUUGAUCUUCCCUGUUCCGUUCUAUUAGUCUUACUUGUGCAAUACUGUUACUACCUUCAUACCAUUUUAUUUCCAAUCUAAUUCCAUAGUGUGUAAUAGGGAUGCACCGAAUCCAGGAUUCUAUUCGGGGUUCUGACAGGAUUCGGCCGAAUCCUUCUGCCCCGCCAAACCGAAUCCUAAUUUGCAUAA